Molecule: messenger RNA, 829 nt
Organism: Saprolegnia parasitica CBS 223.65
Lineage: Eukaryota; Oomycota; Saprolegniomycetes; Saprolegniales; Saprolegniaceae
Exons: 1
Coding region: 14-721 (235 amino acids)
Source: RefSeq, a predicted model, not a curated record
UGUUACUAGCAGAAUGACCUCGGACCCCACGCCAUCGACCGACGCCGUCGCCGCCCUCGAAGCCGAGCUCGCGGCCCUCAAGCUCGCGUACGAGCAGCUCGAGGCCGAGAACGCGCGGCUCAAGGCCAUCAUUGCGCAGAGCGAGAAGGACAAGACACUGCAGCCCGACGUGGCGACGGACGAGCCCGAGUCCGCAGCGUCGCAACUAAGCAACGCGCUCGGCCGCAUCAAGAGCGCCGUGGUGUCCAAGACGCCGGCGGCGUUCCGGCGCAACGAAUCUUCGUCGCCGCCUGUCGAGACCGCGGCCGUUGAGCCUGCAGCGCCAGCGCCGACCGCUGAGCCUGUCCGCCGCUCGUCGUUCCUUGGCUACGCUGUCGCGUCCAUCAAAGGACGCUUGGGUCUUCCAGGCGCGGCCGCGGCCAACAAGAACGAUACGAACGAUAGCGCAACCGACGCUGCGGACAGCACGACGGCCGGUGCAAGCGACGUGGCUCGCAGUACGAGUGACGCUGCCGACAAGACGAUGGUCGCCGCCGACACCGCAACUAUCUCAGCUCACACGGCGACCGACGCUGCCGAAGACGCGACCGAAUCGACAAAGAAGAGCACAGAGGACACUGUCGCUAGCUCAGUGGAUAUCGCCGAACCAACGCUCGACGCUGACAAGAGCGCCGACAAUGACCAACCUGCGACCACGUCGGGUGCAUCGAGCCAGCUGUAAGUCAGCCGCAGUCGUACGAGCUCGACUGGUUAACCAGCGGUAGACACCGUGCCAACUCACUCGAGCAACUAACAACGACUAAUCGAAAAAAAUGUGUGUACUUUAUUA